This is a messenger RNA of Hansenula anomala, 942 nucleotides long. RefSeq lists its product as uncharacterized. The transcript has a single exon. Gene Ontology annotation, biological process: inner mitochondrial membrane organization. Bases 1 to 942 code for a protein of 313 amino acids. The record is from RefSeq and is a predicted model, not a curated record. Lineage: Eukaryota; Fungi; Ascomycota; Saccharomycetes; Phaffomycetales; Wickerhamomycetaceae. Gene Ontology annotation, cellular component: mitochondrial inner membrane.
AUGAAACCUCAAUUACCUCUUCUCAAUGCUCAGCCUACCCAAAGAAUCAUCCCACAAAUCACAAAAUCAUCAAUAAUCCCUCUUCAACCUUCUCAGCCGAUUCAUAUUCAUCAUAACAAGAUCCUUAGUAUAAAGACAGAAUCACUUUCCAAGAUUUCCUCAAAGACUCAAUAUAACAAUCCAUUGGGAUCAUUAUUAUAUGGUGGGUUUUAUUUGAAAUAUCGUAAAUUUGAAAGUAUAAUACCUUCAGAAAUCUUACUAGCUGGUCAAAAUAACAAUAAAUUAAGAUUGGAUGGAUUAAUAGAUUGGGCAAUUUUCCCUAAGGAUGCCUUGAUUAGUUAUUCGGGCGUUGCACUAAAUGUUUCAUUACACAAAAUACCAUGGGGGUCUGGAUUAAGCUCAUUGUUGAAACUGGGCUAUUUGCACAUUUCAGGUCGUGGUGAUGUUUAUUUACAAAAUCAUGGGGAAAUUUAUACGGUAAAUCUUGGAGAAAAAGAAGAAAUUAUUGUUAGAAAGAAUGGUGUUGUUGGUAUAAGUGUCAAUGGUGAUGAAUUGGGUAGUUGUUGUGAUGCAGUUGCUUUAAGUAAUCAUGAAGUUCAAAAAGAGAGUCAAGAAGUUGUUGCAGGAAAGAGUGAAAAUGAAUUGAAAGAUUUAUUUUGGAAUACUUAUCAUGGGAUUGGUAAAACUUUGAGAUAUUUAGUUGGAUUAAUAGCUAAAGAUGAUUUCGUCAAAGUUAGAGGCCCAAGAAGUUUGAUUUUAACUAGUAAUGUUUCCACCAAAUUUGAGUUCCCAAGAAGAGAUAAUGAAAUAGAAAUAACUGAACAACAAUUGAAUAAAUCAUCUCAAGAUUAUUUGAGUUAUGUUACUGUUAAGGAUGGUAAAGUCACAUUUGAAAGUACACCAUCAUUUAAAGAGACUGUUGAAAAAAUUGAACGUAAAUAG